This is a messenger RNA of Brassica napus (rape), 4000 nucleotides long. RefSeq lists its product as uncharacterized. Gene Ontology annotation, molecular function: RNA-DNA hybrid ribonuclease activity; nucleic acid binding. The transcript is spliced from 3 exons. The coding region runs from base 1 to 3999 and encodes 1332 amino acids. Lineage: Eukaryota; Viridiplantae; Streptophyta; Magnoliopsida; Brassicales; Brassicaceae. The record is from RefSeq and is a predicted model, not a curated record.
AUGGACAUGGGAGAGGCGGGGGAGACGGCUAUCAUUGUAGCCCCACAACAAGAAGCAUGGAUGGAAUGUGAUGACAUAUCAGAUGAUUUACUUGGGGAGGAGUUAAAUGAAAUGGAUAGGGUGGUCUCUUCUCGUCAAGUGGAUCAGGUCCCAAUGGGUGCUGUCAAAAAGAUAAAAGGGAAGCGAUCAACCUCAAGCAAGGGUUCUUCACGUCAUAGAGUUCCACUCGGUCUUUCCAGCAGAAAGGCUGAGCUCUUCCGUCGGGGAUCUCCAAGGAUGCGCAAUGCUGUUUUACCUCCUUCUGGGGAAACAAAAGAAAAUGGUCAACCACGUCCAAGUAGCUCAAAGAAAUCUAAAGCAGGCUUGCGGCAUGUCAUUGAUGGAAUAAAAGUCUAUAUGACAUUUGUUUAUGGGGAUCCUGUAUUAGAGAGACGAGAUCAAGUUUGGGAACGUCUUACGCGUUUCUCAACAACAAGAUCUGGACCUUGGUUUAUGAUAGGAGAUUUUAAUGAAAUAACAGGUCAUAACGAAAAAGAGGGGGGAAGACAACGCCCUGAUAGUUCAUUUUUGCCUUUCAAGCAGAUGCUUAAUGAUUGUGGAAUGUUAGAGUUUCCUUUCACAGGAGACAUGCUCUCAUGGGUAGGGAAGAGAGCAGGCGGAUCAACUGUUCGAUGUCGCCUGGACAGAGCUGUGGGAAAUCCGGACUGGCAUGAGAAGUUUCCUCACUCGACUGUCAAGUAUAUGAGGUUAUGGGGUUCGGACCAUCGUCCGGUUCUCGCGGAUAUACUCAUAAAGCCAACGAGGAAAUCAAAAAAAUUCAAGUUUGAUAAAAGAUGGCUAGAUAAUGAGGAGCUAAGGCAGGUCAUUCUUGAGGGAUGGAAAUCUCCUGAUCUUCCUCCCAAUGCGAAUAUUAUGGAACAUAUUUCUAGUUGCCGAAAAGCCUUAAGCGAAUGGAGGAGACAGCAUAAUGUUAACUCGGCAAAGCUUGUGGAGGAGCUUAAAGAAAAGGUGGAGGGCAUGUAUGCAGAUGACAAUGCUACAACUGAGGAAUUUGCAGCAGCGUUGAAGGAACUUUCAGAUGCUCUUAAAGCAGAAGAAAUACAGAUCUUCGAGUCGUCUAACCCAGAGGACAUUGAAGAGGCACUAGCUCAAGUUCCUACGACAAUAACUGGUGCAAUGAACGAUAACCUUACAGAGCCGGUAUCCGAAUGGGAGGUCAAAUUAGCACUUUUUGCUAUGCAUCCAGACAAGGCCCCUGGACCAGAUGGGAUGACGGCGCUUUUCUAUCAGCAAUUUUGGGAUAUUGUAAAGGAAGAGGUAACUCUUAUGGUUAAUAAAUUCCUUUUUGAAGGGACGGUGGUGAAUGGACUGAAUGAUACGAAUAUAUGUCUUAUCCCAAAGACGGCCAAACCCAAUGAUAUGGCUCAAUUUAGACCCAUUAGCUUGUGUAAUGUCUGCUACAAGAUAAUCUCCAAGGUCUUAUGCCAGAGAUUAAAGAAAGUGUUACCCGGUUUGAUUUCGGAAACUCAGUCUGCUUUUGUUGCUGGAAGACAGAUUUCAGACAACAUUAUGAUAGCCCAAGAAAUGUUUCAUGCUCUGAGGACUAAACCAAGUGGACGCAGCAAAAGGAUGGCCAUUAAGACGGACAUGAGUAAAGCAUAUGAUAGGAUGGAAUGGUCGUUCAUUGAAGCUGUCAUGCGAAAGAUGGGCUUUUCAGAAACUUGGAUCAGCUGGAUAAUGCGAUGCGUUACAUCGGUGAAAUAUAAGGUUCUUAUGAAUGGACAGCCAAGAGGAAAUAUUGUUCCUGGUAGAGGCCUACGACAAGGAGAUCCUUUGUCUCCUUUCAUUUUUAUUCUAUGCACGGAAGCGCUCGCUUGCCUUCUUAAUCAUGCAGAGAAUCAAGGGAAGAUAACGGGGAUGCGUGUCACACGCGCGUGUCCGUCGGUAUCCCACCUUCUCUUUGCUGAUGAUAGCCUUUUCUUCUGUAAGGCGGAGCCCCGUGAAUGUGAAGAAGUAAUGAAAGUAGUCAGGACAUAUGGUCAAGCAUCUGGUCAAUGUAUUAAUUUCGAUAAAUCUUCCUUACUCUUUGGUAAGAGGAUUAAUGCAACUACUAGGCAACAGAUUAAAGAUGCACUUGGAAUUCAGAAUGAUGGUGGGAUGGGGAAGUAUUUGGGGAUCCCGGAGGAUAUUAGUGGAUCCAAAUGCAAACUUUUUGCAUUUCUGAAGGACAACCUAAUGCAUAGAGUAAAUGGUUGGACAGGCAGAUGGCUCUCAAAAGGAGGGAAGGAGGUAAUGAUCAAGUCCAUUCUACUUGCUCUUCCGACAUACGUCAUGUCGACGUUUCUGCUCCCAUUGGAGAUUUGUGAAAACCUCGCCAGUGCCAUUGCACAAUUUUGGUGGAGUUCGAAUCCACCAAAAAGAGGAAUACAUUGGGCGAAAUGGGAAAAGGUUUGUCUACCAAAGGAAGAGGGUGGGAUUGGCUUUCGUUUGAUUCAUGAGUUUAAUCUAGCUCUGUUGGCAAAGCAAUUAUGGAGAUUGGUUCAGUACCCUGAUUCACUGGUUGGUCGAGUCUUGAGGGGUAGAUACUAUAGAAUGACCUCGCCUUUAAGAGCAACAUCUACUAGUAGUCCAUCAUAUGUGUGGACAAGCAUUUCUGCCGCGAGGAAGCUUUUGCUUUUGGGGAUCAGACAGAAGAUUCAUUCUGGUUAUGAAGUUAAGGUGUGGGAGGAUCCGUGGAUUCCAACGAUACCUGCAAGACCAGCUACACCUGUAGCGCCUGUAAUGAAUCCGAAUAUGAGAGUUAGUGACCUCAUUAAUCAGGAAUCAAAGGAAUGGAACAUAGGGCUACUAGAGGAUUAUGUCCACCCAGACGACAUAUCACUCAUCCGUAGCAUGGCCAUAAGUUCUACCCAUCGUCGGGAUACUUUCUGCUGGAACUACACGAGAAAUGGCCAAUACACAGUGAAAUCUGGAUACUGGGUUGCACAGAAUCUGUUGAAGCCAGAAGAGGGAAAAGAAAUAUUGGAACCAAGUAUAACUAAACUUCAAGCCUUUGCUUGGAAGGUGAAAGCACCACGGAAGAUGUGCCAUCUUAUAUGGCAAUUGAUAACGGGUCAGGUGGCAGUAACGAGAAAUCUAGUAAGGAGAAAUAUGAGGUGCGAUAAUUACUGCCCCAGAUGUGGAGAAAUAGAAGAAUCUGUAACUCAUGCGAUAUUUGAUUGCCCUCCAGCACUCCAAGUAUGGUCCCUAUCAGUAACUCCUACAGCCCCAGGUACAUUUCCAGUGUCAAGCGUCUACACGAACAUGGACUAUCUAUUCUGGAGGAAGAAUGAUAUCUUAGAGCCAGGCCAAGACAGGGAUCCUUAUCCCUGGAUAAUAUGGUAUAUUUGGAAGGCUCGUAACGAUAAGCUUUUCAGGGGAAUAGACAGAGACCCUCUAGAACUAGUUCGAUACGCAGAAAGUGAGUGUCAAGCAUGGUGUAAUGCAAAUGAGAGGAUACCGCCAAUAGUACAGGCCAACAAUAAUGAUGAAGACCAAGUCUUAAGCUUGGGUAGUAUUUGCAUGUUAGAUGGAUCGUGGACAGCUUCUGAUCGAUUUAGUGGAUGUGGAUGGGUCUGGAUGGAUGAUGGAGAGAACAUACAAAUUAUGGGAACUCGGAAUUUCUUUCGAUGUGAAUCAGCAUUACACUCGGAGGUAGAAGCACUGCGGUGGGCGAUGGAGAACAUGCUUCAACAUUCGACAUGCCAGAGCUUUGGAACAGACUGUAAGGAGCUGAUUGCAAUGAUAAAGGAACCCCAUGAGUGGCCAAGCUUCGCAACAGAAUUGGAGAAGAUAGAGACGCUGCAGAUUUGCUUUCCGGAAUUCAAGAUUAUCCACGUGCCACGUGUGCGCAACCGGUUUUCUGAUUUUUUAGCCAAGACUGCUAGGACCUUUCGCAGAGAGUUAUUUUUUAUUGGUUGUUCUAUUCCGGUCUGGUUACCCAGACCACCUCAAGUUUGAG